This is a messenger RNA of Colletes gigas, 1741 nucleotides long. Its product is annotated as N(4)-(Beta-N-acetylglucosaminyl)-L-asparaginase. NCBI's taxonomy places the organism in Eukaryota, Metazoa, Arthropoda, Insecta, Hymenoptera, Colletidae. Gene Ontology annotation, cellular component: lysosome. The transcript has 5 exons. The record is from RefSeq and is a predicted model, not a curated record. Gene Ontology annotation, molecular function: N4-(beta-N-acetylglucosaminyl)-L-asparaginase activity. Gene Ontology annotation, biological process: protein deglycosylation. Bases 579 to 1649 code for a protein of 356 amino acids.
UGUAUUAUAGUAAUUUUAUUUUUGUUAUGUUAAGCAAUACUCAUUUCUUUUGUCAUUAUUGCACAAUAAAUACAGAUAUGUUUACAAUAUGUCCGCCUUAUUUUUUUUCCAAAUCAUUCCUAAACUUUCUUUUCCGAAUGAAACAUAUUAUCAUAUGUGGUGUACGAUUUUGAUUGUGACUCACUAUUUACUGGAGUCAUUAUCGCGUUGAACUUUUCCAUGAGCUAGAUAAGAUAAUAUUAACGUUGAAAUCAAAUUUGAUUUCAUCGAAAUAUUUAUUUGUAUCAGCAUCUUUGAUUAAUUAUAUAUUAUAUUUGUUACCUAAUGAAAAUGUCUUAAUAAUGAAAUUAUGAAGAAAAUGAUGCAGUUAUUAUCAUAACCAAUGACAUAAUUACAGAGACUGACUGGCAGUUCAUUGUCGUCUAUAGAUUAUCGGAUAUCUGUGUUAAUAAGAAAUGCAGUAUGAAAACAGUAUUACCCAUAGACUAAAGAUAUAUCCCCACCUUGUAUGCGAACAAAGAUCACCUACUUUAUGAAUCCUCAAUAUCGAUCAGUAGUAUUGAAACAAAGCUCUAAACAUGAAGUCUAUACUAGCGAUCUAUUUAUUUGCAAGUAUCUAUUUAGUAACUUGCAAAGGAAUGCUUUCCAAUAACAGCAUUCCUCUAGUAGUCAUUACCUGGGAUUAUCAUGAUGCAACACAAAAAGCAUGGGAUGUUCUAUACAAUGAGAAGAGGAGUGCUUUGGAUGCAAUAGAAGAAAGUUGCAGCCUUUGCGAACAGCAAAGAUGCAGAAAAACUGUGGGAUAUGGAGGUAGCCCGGAUGAGGCUGGAGAAACUACAUUGGAUGCCUUAAUCAUGGACGGAGUCACGAUGGAUGUAGGCGGUGUAGGUCUCUUAAGAAAUGUCAGGAAUGCUAUUUCUGUUGCUCGCAAGGUUCUCCAAAACACAGAACAUUCCUUGCUAGGUGGAGAGUUGGCUGCAAAGUUUGCUGUGGAGAUGGGAUUUAAGGAGGAGUCUCUACAAACAGAGGAAUCCAAGAAAAUGUGGAUGGAUUGGAGAAGCAAUAACUGUCAGCCCAACUUUUGGAAGAACGUUGCACCAGAUCCGAGAACGACUUGUGGCCCGUAUCGUUCGAUAGGUACAAUGGAAAACGAUAUCGAGGAGCACGAGUCGUUCGUGAACGAGGAAAACCACGACACGAUUGGUGUCGUUGCUAUAGAUUCUAACGGUCAUAUAGCAGCUGGUACGUCAACAAAUGGCGCAAGAAAUAAAAUUCCUGGCCGCAUCGGUGAUUCCCCGAUCGCGGGUGCAGGCGCAUACGCCGAUCAACAGGUCGGCGCAGCCGCCGGUACCGGCGAAGGUGACAUUAUGAUGCGCUUUUUACCUAGUUUCUUGGCUGUGGAAGAGAUGCGUCGCGGCGCUACUCCAACUGCAGCCGCAACAACAGCGAUUCGCAGAAUUGCUGAACAUUAUCCAACCUUUACCGGUGCAGUGAUUGCAAUAAACAAGGAGGGACAAUACGGGGCUGCUUGUAAUGGCAUUACUCGAUUUGCACAUUUCAUUGCCAACCCUCAAUUAGGAAAACCGACAAUGAAGUAUGUGAACUGCAUAGAUGCUGAAUAUCACGUUGUCAGAAUUGAAAAUAAUUGAUAAUACCUGUCUAAUCUUGUUCAUUUCACUGUACUGUACUAUUAUGUGAAAAUUGAUUGUUCUCUUAAUAAAACUUUACGCAAGUAUUCGCA